AUGGCGUUGCAUCAUGAAUUAUCUACGGCGUCACUGCUCAAGCUGUGUUCAUUUAUAUUUUGGGGAUGGACUUACUUAUGGAGCACUAGAACUAAAUCACACCGUAGUCCCGAGUGGCAUUCGAGGGCAGUCACUUUGCUUCACGGCAGCAUUGCAACUGUAGUUGGACUGUGGCAAUGUGGUGUGACAACUGUCGAUAAAUGUAGACUUACCGCAAAAAUGACAACAAUCGACUACGCUUUAAUGCUUUGGUCGUGGGGUUACUUUGCCUUCGAUCUGCUCUGGUGCCUCAUAUACUGGAGCAACAGUUACGUUAUCCUGUUCCACCACUUGAGCGCUCUAUACGCUGUCAAUAUGUAUAUGAACAAGCCGUACGCUGGAUGUACAUUUGCUUGCACCCUCGCUCUUAUGGAAAUUACUAACCCGUUCCUUCAAACUCGAUGGUUACUUCGAGAUGAGGGCUAUGGAAAAACCAUAACUUAUUUUUUAGUAGAACUAACAUAUUUGGUCUUGUUUCUAUCACUGCGCGGACUAUUUUGCUCUUACAUCAUAUUCAAAAUAGUACAAUCUGAUAUCCUCGACAUGGACGAAAAGAUCAUAUCACUAGUUUUGUAUGGAGUCUCCUUAGUUUUCAUAUACGAGAUAAUUGGGUACAUCACUUACAAGUACAAAAAUAAAAUUGUGGUUAUGUGGGACUCACCGGCAGAGCCAGUAUUAGCCACUGUAACCCACGCACACUUGACACUAGCCACUAAAACCCAAAGGAACCUUCCCCGUCUAAUAGGGCGUACCCCGAACGGCAGGUCUGCCGAAGCAGACCACAAGGAAGACUUCAAAGGCUUUGCUAAUGAAAUUAGUGUAAUAAUAAAUGAGCCACAGAGAGAGUAU
This is a messenger RNA of Brenthis ino (lesser marbled fritillary), 888 nucleotides long. The record is from the annotation of a GenBank genome assembly. NCBI's taxonomy places the organism in Eukaryota, Metazoa, Arthropoda, Insecta, Lepidoptera, Nymphalidae.